Molecule: messenger RNA, 546 nt
Organism: Gastrolobium bilobum
Lineage: Eukaryota; Viridiplantae; Streptophyta; Magnoliopsida; Fabales; Fabaceae
Exons: 1
Coding region: 59-391 (110 amino acids)
Source: RefSeq, a predicted model, not a curated record
GGAUUACUCAUGUGCUUAUUCCUGUACUUGUGAGCAAAAACCAACAAAGAGCAUAGCAAUGUUGCGCUCUCAGGACUACCAUGCCCACAUUUCAAAAGUGCACAGGACUCCCAGUGUUCUCCCUGAUGUCCCUCGGUACCCCAAUGCUCACCAGGUCUUCACCAAGAAGGUUAACUCUGAGGAAGAUAAGGGAUUCAAUGGUGGGCAUCACAACCCACAAACUCGUGAGAGGCUUGCAGUGGUAGAAGAGUAUGAGCAAACCACGGUUCCUGAGAAUGGGGUUGCUGAAGUCAUCUACGAAGAAAACGUGGAUGCUGAAACCAAUCAGGACUACCCUAGGAAGAACAAGGGUGGCUUUGAAUUGCAAAAGUGGAAGACCUUUAGGCUUUAAGAAGCUUAUUAUGAUCAUGAAUCCAGUUUGCUACCCAGGUUGCCUAAUAUACCAAAAUCAGCAAUAUGCUUGUGUGAAAUAAAAUGCCUGCUUUGCCAGCCAUUAUGUAUGUCAAACUAGGAAUGGUGUUUUAUACAUGUAGUACUUAACUUUUC